This is a messenger RNA of Dentiscutata erythropus, 134 nucleotides long. The record is from the annotation of a GenBank genome assembly. NCBI's taxonomy places the organism in Eukaryota, Fungi, Glomeromycota, Glomeromycetes, Diversisporales, Gigasporaceae.
CAAGUCAAAUGUAGCUCUUUCGAUCCUUUAUGAAGCUUUAAAAAAACAACCAGGUAUAUUCAAACUUGAUGUUCUCGAUUAUCAAAAACAGCCACCAACAAAAGAUCAAUUAAGAAAUAUUGUUCAAUAUCUUG